GGCCACGGAUUCCCUACAUGCCAGAAAUGGAUACUCAGCCUUUGGUUGCCAAGUUAAAAAAAGACUAUGCCUUGGAGACUAUUACACAGUUUCUUCAUGACAAUGCUCCAAUACCCACUAAAAGUAUCUCUGAUUUGGAAAAGAGGAUGGAUGAAUGCAAAAUGAGAGUCCGUGAACAUGCUGAGGUCGUAAUUUAUUUGAAAUCUAAAGAAUCAGAAAUAGAUGACCAAGAGGGUGUUUUUAAAGAGCAAGACGCUGAAUCAACAAGCAAUUUGCAAAGGAAGAAGAAGAAGAAAAAGAAGAAAGUGAAGAUUGCUGCAGAUGCCAUAGACCACUCAAGUUCUAAAAGAGUUGAGAAUUACAAGUUCCCUGGUUUCAAGCCAAAGAAACUCACGAAACUACCAAACCAUCUAGAAGCCGCACAACUCUGGGAUUCAGUUCUAAAAGUCCAAACCUUCAAGGGAGUAGAUACAAAAAUUCUGAAGAAAUUGUUUAUCUCUGAAGCAUCCCUUGCAAUUUUACAGGAUUGCUUUUGGUGGUGGUUUCUUCACAAGUUCAAGCCUAAUCAAGCUGAACAGGACCACCUUUUUGAUAGAAUAUCAGACAGCUUUGUGGCGCUUCUCUUGAGUACUCCCAAUUUCAUAAAAGAUCCUUUCUUUCAGAUGUACCCCGACUGCUUGUCACAAGCCAUCUAUGUUACUUUUUGUGAAGCUUUUCCUGAAUCCCGUCUUUGCUUCACUGACGAAUUUAAAGAGGAGCUAAUGGAUUUAGUUUUUCAAUGGAUAAGAGGUACCACAAUUUGUCUUUGA
Zootoca vivipara (common lizard) is the source of this 809-nucleotide messenger RNA. It is a transcript of the gene FAM227B, whose product is annotated as family with sequence similarity 227 member B. The record is from RefSeq and is a predicted model, not a curated record. Lineage: Eukaryota; Metazoa; Chordata; Lepidosauria; Squamata; Lacertidae.